AUGGAACAACUAGUCAGAAAAGGGCGAGAUGGAAUUCUUCUACAAUUGUUCUCUAUAAAUGCCUCACAACCAAAGCAACUUGAAUCAAUAAUCCCUCGUGAGGUACAACCACUCCUGCAAAAAUACCAUGAAGUGAUUGUUGUUCCAAAAGGGCUUCCGCCAACAUGCUCUCACGACCAUCGAAUCCCAUUAAUUCCUGGAAAAGGACCUGUGUCUGUGCGCCCUUACAAAUACCCUCAUUUCCAAAAAUCUGAAAUAGAGCGGCUGGUAAAUGAGUUAUUAGCAUCGGGAGUUAUUCGUGUCAGCAAUAGUCCUUACUCUUCGCCAGUUCUCUUAGUGAAGAAACAUGACGGUUCAUGGCGUAUGUGCAUAGACCAUCGUGAGUUAAAUAAAAUUACAAUCAAGGAUAAAUUCCCCAUUCCUUUUAUUGAUGAGCUGUUAGAUGAUUUGCAUGGUGCGAAGCCUGAAAAAUGUGCAUUUGGCCAAACAGAGGUUAAGUACCUUGGUCAUGUAAUUUUCCAUGAAGGUGUGGCGGUUGAUCCAGAAAAGAUAUCAGCAAUGGUGGACUGGCCAAAGCCAAAAAAUGUCAAAGCUCUUCGAGGAUUCUUGGGAGUUACUGGAAAAGAUAAUGUUGUAGCAGAUGCUCUUUCUCGGAGGGAGGAAGGUAUGCAAGGAGAAGUUUUGGCGCUUUUUCUACCAAUACCGAACUGGACAACAACACUCAAAGAGGAAAUUGAGAGUAACUCUACACUCCAACAAAUAUUGAAGAAUAUUAGUAAAGGAGAAGCAAUGGGGCCUUGGAAGCUUCAUAAUGGACUCAUUUUCUUCAAAGAUAGGAGUUAUCUUGCUAAAGAUUCUUCCGUAAUUGAGGAGAUAAUUAAUCAAUUUCAUGGAAGCACUCAUGAGGGUGUUCAGAAAACUCUUCAUAGAAUCCAAUCUACUUUUUAUUGGCAAGGGAUGAGAAAGCAUAUCAAAGAGCACAUUAGAAGCUGUGAAGUUUGCUAG
Molecule: messenger RNA, 1005 nt
Organism: Humulus lupulus (European hop)
Lineage: Eukaryota; Viridiplantae; Streptophyta; Magnoliopsida; Rosales; Cannabaceae
Exons: 3
Coding region: 1-1005 (334 amino acids)
Source: RefSeq, a predicted model, not a curated record